AGCGACGUUGAUUGUUGGCCAAGAGGUUAUUUCAGGAAUCACAAUACAAAGAGACAACCAUUCCCUUGUUUACAAUUUUUGGUAUAUUUAUUUACGUGAGCGGCUUAUUUAUAUAAGAACACUGUUUACCGUAAUUUUGUCAGUCACAGUUGGUUCUUCACAAGCGACUUCACAGCCGAGGGAGAGAGAAAGGAAUAGUUUUGCUAACAAUACUAGUCUUGUCUUCGAAAUAAGGAAAUAAAUUGUGGAAGCCUUUGAGAAAUUUAAACAAACAAAAAAAACUAACAAAAUGAAUCGCACCGGCGUGCUCGCGGCGUUCGAUUUCGACCACACCAUUUGCGACAACAAUACCGAUGUGGUGGCGCGAAAAUUAUUGCCGGAGUGGAAGAUACCCGAAGACGUUAAGGACUUGUACAAGUCCAGCGGAUGGAUCGCUUACAUGAACAAAAUCUUCGAGCUGUUGCACGAGAAUUCCAUUGACGCGAGAACAAUCGAGAACGCAAUUGUUAACAUUCCAGCGGUGAGGGGAAUCGAGACGCUUCUCGAAUCUUUGAGCAAAAACGGUCACGAGAUCAUCAUCAUUAGCGAUUCCAAUAGCAUAUUCAUAGACCGUUGGCUGAAAAGCAAGAAGCUUGAGCACCUGGUGUCGCGCGUCUUCACCAAUCCGGCCUGGUACGACGACGACGGUAAGAUGCGAGUGGGCAUGUAUCACACGCAGCACACGUGUAAAUUGAGCAGCAUCAAUCUCUGCAAGGGUCAGAUAUUGAUGGAUUACGUUAGAGAGAGACGCGUCCAAGGCAAGUGCUUUGAGAAAAUCGUCUACGUUGGCGACGGACAAAACGAUUUCUGCCCGCUCAUGCGUCUUUUGGAAACGGACCUGGCGUGUGCGCGAAAAUGUUACGCGCUCGUCAGCAUAUUGGACUCGAUACCUUCCAACGAAUCAACAAAAGCGCAAAUCUUAUUGUGGAAUGAUGCCACGGACUUAUACUGCAAUUUGAAGCAAAUCUUAGACCUUCAUUAAAUCUUGUUUUCUUGUCAUUUGUCUUUAGUAUGUUUUGAUUCGUCGCUAAUUAACUUCUUUUUUUGUUUUAUAUUUAUUGUACUGCUGUGUGUGUACACACACACACACACACAGUCGGACUCCGCUAUUCUUGACGAGUUGGGACUACGGUAAGACCGCUAUUCCGACCAUGCCCCUUCCAUUCCUACUCUUUGGCGAUACGUGAUUCCUACGCUUGUGUGAAGUUUUGGACGCAUAGCGAAUUUACAGUAAUGGAGAAUCGGCACGAGAAAAAACGUCAAGAACAGCGACUCUGUACAGCAAAGUUCCUCAUCAACUCACGCUUCUCACAUUGUCUUUUUCUCAUUCUCUGACAAGAAUCUUGGAUAAAAAUACUGUACGUAUUAAUAAAGUAUAUUCGUUCUGCGUGAUCGUCGCGAGUUCUGAUAACAGCGGAAGUGGAGAAGCAGAAAUCGACGAUCUUGAGAAGUGAGAACCGGAGAGCUCCUAUGUAAAACUAUUCGCACAUACACAUUAUAUAUUAUUAUAUAUACACACAAACAGAAAUAAUAUUCUACUUCGACACGAAUAAACAAUAGAUGUAGACGAAUGGGUGUGUUUCUCAAAAUUGAUACGUGGAGCGAUUGAUAAGUACCCGAAACGACGCACAGAUAACUACGGUAUCGUAUUGCUAUUAAGUUUCAUUCUUCAGAUCGAAUUUCAAACGCCGACUCGUUAUUCGCGCGUGAUAUUCGUGCUCGCAGCUCGUCGAGAUAGCCAUUUACGGCAUCGAUAACUUCGUUAGUCAAAAACGUCUUUCCAUUUUUUUUUUUUCAGAUUCGAAAUAAACGGAAAUCACACACAAGGUCGUUGCGCGAGCUGGUGCGUUGUCAAAAAUCCGAGCGUCUAAUUUCGGAUAUUUAUUAAUCGACUCUCAUACAAGUACUCGUGAAAUUAUCAAAGAUUUUUUUCCGUUUCUCAAACGAGUCUUUUUUACAUUGAUGACAUGUGUGUUCAAUUCAAAUUGCAAUUUCUGUCGCGCGAUUCGCAAACACACUUUCUUGUCGAUGGUACAUAUGUAUUGUAUGUACACGUACAAAUUAUAUAAGUUGCGCGCGCAGUAACGAGCUCCUCGUCGAGGAGGUUAAGGUGAACUCGUGACGUGCGCACAGUGCUAGCAUCUUUGACAUAAAUUAUUGUCAGCUUUUUGUUAUUCUUCGCGGCUGUGUGUGAGCGACCGCGAAAAAGUGCAUUCUAUUUUGCAGUAAUAACAAAGUCGCGAAGCUGUAAAAUUAAUCUUUCCGUUGGAACCAGUGUCACUUCUGACUCGGGACACAGCCUCGCAGCUUGUGUGAUUAUCUAUACAGCGUUUCGACCAGUCGCGAUAAGCGAUACAGAGUAAGCGAACAUUCUCUUGUUAAUUGUUGUAUGGACAGACGCCCGUUAUAUAGCCGUUAAAAAAAAAAAAAAAAAAA
Pseudomyrmex gracilis is the source of this 2475-nucleotide messenger RNA. Its product is annotated as pyridoxal phosphate phosphatase PHOSPHO2. Gene Ontology annotation, molecular function: phosphatase activity. NCBI's taxonomy places the organism in Eukaryota, Metazoa, Arthropoda, Insecta, Hymenoptera, Formicidae. The transcript is spliced from 2 exons. The record is from RefSeq and is a predicted model, not a curated record. Bases 290 to 1021 code for a protein of 243 amino acids.